UCCUGCCUUCGGGUUCCAGCAGAGCCGAGGAAGCCCACGGAAUAAGAAAGGAAGUGGGUCGGAGCUUGGAAGCUCCGCAGCCGGCGAGCCCUAGGCUUCGAGGGGGCGGGAGUCAACGCGCACCAGUUGCGGGCGGGGAGCGCGGUCACCCUCCUCACUCUCUUUUCUCAUUUGUUUUGAUGGUUUGUGCAACGAUCUUGUCUGCAUUGGGCUUCUCUCCUUUUUCAUAUUUGGUAGCUCUCCACCGCCUGGCUUUUGCUUUUUGCUCCUCCUCCCCUCCCCCUUUUUAUUUUUCUCUCUCCGUCUCUUGGAGCACAAUUCCAAACAUUUUCCAAACCAACAAAGAAAAAGUUCGCACGCUGGCACCGCGGCCAGGGCAGGCUGGCGGUCUGCUGCGGGUUCCCCCUACCCUCCUCCCCUAGACACUUGACUCAACCUUGCAAGCGAGUGUGUAGAGAGUGUGUGGGUAGGUGGGUGGGAGGGUGAGUCCCCCACCCCCGCCCCUGAAACUUCCAUAGCAAAUAGCAAACAUCCAGCUAGACUCAAUCGCGCAGCCCCUCCCGGCGGGCAGCGCACUAUGCGGCUCGAGUGGGCGUCCCUGCUGCUGCUGCUGUGCGCGUCCUGCCUGUCCCUGACCGCUGACAGCCCCACCAGGGCACCUGCCCAGGAUAAAACAAGGCAGCCUCGGGCUGCUGCAGCGGCCGCCCAGCCGGGCCAGCGGCAGGGGGAGGAGACGCAGGAGCUGGAGCAUCGGAACCUCCUGGCCAAGCAGCGCAGGAGCAGCGGGCUGGUGCAGAAUAUAGACCAGCUCUACUCAGGCGGUGGCAAGGUGGGCUACCUUGUCUACUUGGGCGGCCGGAGGUUCCUGCUGGAUCUGGAGAGGGAUGACUCAGUGGGCACCACUGGUGGCAUCCUUACUGCAGGAGGCGGGCUGAGUGCAUCAUCUAGCCACCGGGGUCACUGCUUCUACCGGGGCACUGUGGAUGGCAGCCCUAGAUCCCUAGCUGUCUUUGACCUCUGUGGGGGUCUCGACGGCUUCUUCGCGGUCAAGCACGCUCGCUACACCCUGAAGCCGCUCCUGCGUGGGUCCUGGGCAGAGGCAGAGGCCGGUCGAGUGUACGGGGAUGGCUCUUCGCGCGUCCUGCACAUCUACACCCGCGAGGGCUUCAGCUUCGAAGCCCUGCCGCCACGCGCCAGCUGUGAGACUCCCGCGUCCCCGCCUAGGCCUCAAGAGCGCCCCUCGGUGCACGGUAGUUCCAGGCGACGCGCAGCUCUGGCCCCGCAGCUCCUAGACCGGUCAGCCUUCUCAGCAGCUGGGGACGCAGGACCUCAGACCUGGUGGAGGCGGAGGCGCCGCUCCAUCUCUAGGGCCCGCCAGGUGGAGCUCCUUUUGGUGGCUGACUCCUCCAUGGCAAGGAUGUACGGCCGGGGCCUGCAGCAUUACCUGCUGACCAUAGCCUCCAUCGCCAACCGGCUGUACAGUCACGCUAGCAUCGAGAACCACAUCCGCCUGGCCGUGGUGAAGGUGGUGGUGCUGGCUGACAAGGAGAAGAGUCUGGAGGUGAGCAAGAAUGCCGCCACGACCCUCAAGAACUUUUGCAAGUGGCAGCAUCAGCACAACCAGCUAGGCGAUGACCAUGAGGAGCACUAUGAUGCAGCCAUCCUCUUCACCCGAGAGGAUUUAUGUGGGCAUCAUUCAUGUGACACCCUGGGAAUGGCAGACGUUGGGACCAUAUGUUCUCCGGAGCGCAGCUGUGCCGUGAUUGAAGACGAUGGCCUCCACGCAGCUUUCACUGUGGCUCAUGAAAUUGGACAUCUACUUGGCCUCUCUCAUGACGAUUCCAAAUUCUGUGAAGAGAAUUUCGGUUCCACAGAGGACAAACGUCUAAUGUCUUCAAUCCUUACCAGCAUUGAUGCAUCCAAGCCAUGGUCGAAAUGCACUUCAGCCACCAUCACAGAAUUCCUGGAUGAUGGUCACGGUAACUGCUUGCUAGACCUACCACGAAAACAGAUUCUGGGUCCUGAGGAACUCCCGGGACAGACCUACGAUGCCACCCAGCAGUGCAACUUGACAUUUGGGCCUGAAUACUCUGUGUGUCCUGGCAUGGAUGUCUGUGCCCGGCUGUGGUGUGCUGUGGUGCGCCAAGGCCAAAUGGUGUGUCUGACCAAGAAGCUGCCUGCUGUGGAGGGGACGCCCUGUGGGAAGGGCAGAAUCUGCCUGCAGGGCAAAUGUGUGGACAAAACUAAGAAAAAAUAUUACUCAACAUCAAGCCAUGGAAACUGGGGAUCCUGGGGCCCCUGGGGCCAGUGUUCUCGCUCAUGUGGGGGAGGAGUACAGUUUGCCUACCGCCAUUGCAACAACCCUGCACCUCGAAACAGUGGCCGCUACUGCACAGGAAAGAGGGCCAUAUACCGCUCCUGCAGUGUGACGCCCUGUCCACCUAAUGGUAAAUCUUUUCGUCAUGAACAGUGUGAGGCCAAAAAUGGCUAUCAGUCUGAUGCAAAAGGAGUCAAAACAUUUGUGGAAUGGGUUCCCAAAUAUGCAGGUGUCCUGCCAGGAGACGUGUGCAAGCUUACCUGUAGAGCCAAGGGCACUGGUUACUAUGUGGUCUUUUCUCCAAAGGUUACAGAUGGGACUGAAUGUCGGCCGUAUAGCAACUCUGUGUGUGUCCGAGGGAGAUGCGUGAGAACUGGCUGUGAUGGCAUCAUUGGCUCAAAGCUGCAAUAUGACAAGUGUGGAGUAUGUGGAGGGGACAAUUCCAGUUGUACAAAGGUUAUUGGAACCUUCAAUAAAAAAAGUAAGGGUUACACAGACGUUGUGAGGAUCCCCGAAGGAGCAACUCACAUAAAAGUCCGACAAUUCAAAGCCAAAGACCAGACUAGGUUCACUGCCUAUUUAGCCCUAAAGAAGAAGAAUGGUGAGUACCUUAUCAAUGGCAAGUAUAUGAUCUCCACUUCAGAGACUAUCAUCGACAUCAAUGGCACAGUCAUGAACUACAGUGGGUGGAGCCACAGAGAUGAUUUUUUGCAUGGGAUGGGCUAUUCAGCCACAAAAGAAAUUCUGAUUGUACAGAUUCUUGCAACAGACCCAACGAAAGCUUUAGAUGUCCGUUACAGCUUUUUUGUUCCCAAGAAGUCCACUCAAAAAGGAAACUCAGUCAUUAGCCAUGGCAGCAACAAAGUGGGACCACACACUCCACAGCUGCAGUGGGUGACAGGCCCAUGGCUGGCCUGCUCUAGAACCUGUGACACAGGCUGGCACACCAGGACGGUGCAGUGCCAAGAUGGAAACCGGAAACUAGCAAAGGGAUGCCUUCUCUCUCAGAGGCCUUCUGCAUUUAAGCAAUGUUUGCUGAAGAAAUGUUAGCCUGUGGUUUGUUCCCAUGCACAAAGAUAACUGGAGGAUCAUCGCAGAUGUCAUUGUGGUGAAGACACGGCCUAACCAAGGCACAGAAAGUGGUGCAUCAGUGUCGUGGUCACUAGGAGUCGAAUUAUGGGCAGAAUCUGCUCUCUGCGAACAAAACAUGUACACUACUUCAUGUUAUGACGGUGCACUUGAAAUACAGAAAGCGUGGGGGUUUUGGAACAUCCUUGGGCCUACACAAAAGGAGACACGCAAUGAUGAAUGUAGACUCGAGGACAGUUGAAGAUGGCAGAGUAGUUUUGUCACCUACCUCUUAUAGAAUGUCUUCAAAGGCAUCGUGAUCAUGUCCAGACAUGACACACAGCUUAUUUUUACCGUUUGUAAAUGCAUCCACCCUUGGAAUGUCACUUUAUAGCCUUGGUCCUAUUGAUCUAUCUAUAUGUAUAUUUCAAUAAGAAAGUAUUUGACCAAAGUAGGUCUGCGGCUGUUUCAACUACCAGCUUCCAGAAAGAGCUGUGGAAGAUUUACUGGAAAUUAAGACCUUGCUGCUGUUAAACAAGAUUUUGUGUAUUGUCUGACUGCAGGAGAUAAGGUUUUAGUCAAAAAACAUUUUGACAGCAAACAUCUUCUGAGAAAUUCUAAAAGGGGAAAGGAUCUGUGUGUAUCUGGUCAUUUAAACACAUCCUCAGGUCCAUGUACUCUAACAUUUGACUGUCUGUAUUUUUUUCAGGCAGCCAGCCAAAUUAUUGUAUCAUUGUGGUGUAGAAAUUGUGUUUUCCUGUGUAUAUGUGAUCAAUAUCCAAGGGUCUUAAACAUUAGUUUGCUUAUAUUGGAAUUUAAAAGAAAAAAUAUGUCACUAUGUUUUCAAUUUAUAGUUUCACAACAGCUUACUUUCUGUGGCUCCCAGCUAAUAUUUCACAAUGUGUAGUAAACGUAAAGAACACACAGCAUCAAGUUAUCUGUCACAUCCAGCACCUUCAGUACCAGCAUACCUCUUCUCAGCCAGCCUUCAAAAUGUGUUUGUGUUUGCUUGUUUGUUUUUCCCAAGAGUUGGAAAAGACUUAUAUUCUGUAUUGACUGGGUCUAACAGUAAUAUUAAAAUCACUUCAUGUUUAGUCUCAUCUAAAAGGAGUAAUCGAUAUUAAUUCAAUUAAUUCAAUAAAUCAAACUCAUUAGCAUUAAUAAGACUGUUUCCACAUCAUAGGCAAUCAUCUCAUAAUUAAAAAAACAAGUAUAUACCUACUGUAUUAGAGAAUUUUCCCAAUUGCAAAGUGUUUGACUAUACCAGUGAAUGUAUAAAUAAUGAAAUUUAAGGGUUUUCAGGAAGUCUCUUGCCUGUGCAGGAAGGUUGCAUAUUAAAAAUAUUUAAUAAUCAUAAACAGAAAAUAUUCUUUAGACUAUACACUGCACAACUCCCCUUGGAUAACUCCAAUAAUAUAGCAUGUUUUAUUCCACUGAGAUUUUUUUCAUUUGUGAAAUACUGCAAAGCAAAUUGUUUUAGAUAAAUUUUAUAGUGAUCAUACCAAAUGUGCCUACUGUUAAAGAUUUGCAUAUAUGGAUUUUAGGAAAUCCUGACUGGAAUUCCACUAAAUGUAUGAGAGUUUAUUUUAUUAUAGGAUAUUUUAAUAUAAAAAAUUAUGUAAUUGAUGACUCUAUGUCACCUUUAUUUCAGCAGACCAGAAAGAAAAGA
Peromyscus eremicus (cactus mouse) is the source of this 5054-nucleotide messenger RNA. It is a transcript of the gene Adamts5, whose product is annotated as ADAM metallopeptidase with thrombospondin type 1 motif 5. The coding region runs from base 578 to 3367 and encodes 929 amino acids. Gene Ontology annotation, biological process: extracellular matrix organization; proteolysis. NCBI's taxonomy places the organism in Eukaryota, Metazoa, Chordata, Mammalia, Rodentia, Cricetidae. The record is from RefSeq and is a predicted model, not a curated record. Gene Ontology annotation, molecular function: zinc ion binding; metalloendopeptidase activity. The transcript has 8 exons.